Blepharisma stoltei is the source of this 1604-nucleotide messenger RNA. Lineage: Eukaryota; Ciliophora; Heterotrichea; Heterotrichida; Blepharismidae. The record is from the annotation of a GenBank genome assembly.
AUGGUUAUACAUACUUUAAAGGCUUUUUUAAAUAAAGCGCGUAUUUUUGGCAUAAAUUGGCUCACUGAUGAUCCCUUCUAUGGAAGUUAUUGAAAAAGGUUAAUGCUUCUAUUUUGUGAAUUUUAUUCAAUUACUCAACAUUUUACGUUAUUACAUUAAUUCAAUUUAAAUUUUAAUGGCAUCCUUUUAUAUUUAUUCUUCUUUCAGCUCUUCUUUUACAGCCCAUCUUCUUUAAAUUAAUUAGUUAUUUAUUAUGUAUGAAUAAAUUUUGGGAGGGUCUCCUACUUUUGACAUUUUUUUUCACUUGUGGAACCUGUGGAGUUUCACAGCUUGAAUUGGCUCCAUAUUUGGGAUUUGGGUUCCACACUCGAAAAAACGUCCCAACAUGUGGAGACCCACCCAAAAUUAUGCCAAUACAUAAUAUAUAGAAGUUUCCUAUGUUUGGCGCUGUAAGGCCGAUAAAUUCUGAUCGGAAUUUAUCGGUAGGUUGCACCAAAUCAAUGCCUUGGUCGGACCAAAAAGCGAUUUGGUCCGACGAACUUGGAAAGCUCCUGGGAAAAUGUCUGCGCUUUUAGCGCUAUAUAGAGGAAACCUCUAUAGCAAUUGCCCCACACCGGGAAUCGAACUCACGUGUUGGGGCCAUUUUUGGUGUGUGGCCAACACCGACUUACACACACAAAAAAUGGCCCCACACAUGGGUUCGAUUCCCGGUGUGGGGCCAUUUUUUGAAUUACCCGAGGAUGGCGCAAGAUAGCGCCAUCCUCGGCAAUUCCUAUAUACAUUUCCCAUUAAUUCAAUUUCUUUCUCAAUUAUUAUUACAUUUAAACAUGAACAUAAGCUAUAUCGAAGACCAGCCUCCCUCAAUAACCCCUGAUUCCUUUCAAAAUUUUAAAAAGCUUGACCCAAAGACAGUCUUCAAAUCCCAGCUACACACUUUUUCAAAACCCCAACGAAUAAAAGGAUUCCCACUAUCAGCUGGCCCUCGAAGCAGCAGUAUAAGCCCUAUGAAUCGCUUUCUCUCUACAGAACAAAGCCACCACCCCGCUCUUUCUUCAAGAAAACUUGAAAAAGAGCUCAGAGAAAUAAAUUGCCAGCUUAAUGAUGAAAAUUUUCCUCCACGAAUAAAUUCGACAUUUGACCAGAGUUCUUUGCUUCAUAACAAAUUCAAAAUGAUACAGAAGCCCUAUCAAAAUCCCAAGUACAAUGAGGUGGUUUAUCUCAAUAAAUUGUGCAAUCAUUUAAUUGAGGAACAAAAUAAACUGAAAAUUAAGCUAGCACAGCAGGAAGAUAUUAUUGAAGGAAUAAAAGGAAAAUCAAGCACACAUGGUCACCCUUUGAAAUUGUUCCAAGAAGCUGUAAACCAUUUAGAAAAAGAAAGAAAAAUAAGGCAGUUAAGUGCGAGAAGAUCGGCAACGCCAAGAAAGAGGAGUAUUAUUAUAAGUCAUAACUCGGCUUGUAAGGAAAAUCCUGUAAAUCUGUCACUCAAUUUGAAAGGGAUAAAGAAAGAUGACGACGAGCUGUUUACGUUUCGACCAAAAUCUCCAGCAACGCUUAAUAAAGGAGCAUUCCCAAGAGAAGUAUUCAAAAGAAUAAAAAACAGUUAA